This is a messenger RNA of Hippopotamus amphibius kiboko, 645 nucleotides long. It is a transcript of the gene LY6L, whose product is annotated as lymphocyte antigen 6 family member L. The record is from RefSeq and is a predicted model, not a curated record. The coding region runs from base 1 to 417 and encodes 138 amino acids. NCBI's taxonomy places the organism in Eukaryota, Metazoa, Chordata, Mammalia, Artiodactyla, Hippopotamidae. Gene Ontology annotation, cellular component: plasma membrane. The transcript has 3 exons.
AUGCCGGGGCUGGUUCUAGUCCUGUGGGCUCUGCUGGUGUCUUCGGACUGUGCUGGCGGAGCCACUGAGCCAGGUGAGAACCUGAGCUGCUACCAGUGCUUCAAAGUCACGAGCGGGCAGCUUUGCAAGCCCACCGCAUGCGCCUCCACCGAUCGGGUCUGCAUCUCCCACGCGGUGAUCGUCACCCUGAGAUUACGGACGGGGAUUUUGCUCAGCAAGCGCUGUGCUCCCAGGUGCCCCAACACCAACAUGCAGCUUGAGUGGUCGCCGGGCCCCGGGGUGCUCAGAAAGGUCACCAGGCAGUGCUGCUCCGGGUCACUCUGCAACAGGGCGCCCCCCCUGCAGGAGGGUCCCUGGGCCCUUCCAAAGGGGCUCCUGCUGCCCCUGGGCCUCGGCCUUCUCUGGGUCCUGCUGUGAGCACCUUCCCCUCAGCCCCAAAGCCCACCCUGUCCUCCCACCUCUGUCUUGCCCCCAUCGCUCUCAAGACCCUGGGUGGGAUGUUCCCCUCAGGGGUGGUAGGAGGUAUCGUCACCUUGCCCUGGGCCCGGCCACCUCUCCUGUCCCCAGCAGGGGCCCUUCGCUCACACAGCCUGGGAUUGUAGUCCCCGUCUGGGGCUGGGGGGUCCAUGGGGGAAGGAAUGGGCG